UCUUGCUUGAAUAGUUCUCGAAGAGUUUUUUUUGGAUAGUUUUUGUUUGAGUAUGAAGUUAUGAAGUGCAUGUGUUAGAUAUUUGAAUCAUGGACGACGUCGCAGAAUGCUACAAGUUCUGGAGAAUACGAAAAACUAUUAUGCAGUUAUGUCAUGACAGAGGAUAUCUUGUAACGCAGGAGGAAUUGGAUCAGACUCUGGAACAGUUCAAGGACCAAUUCGGUGACAGGCCCAGUGACAACAAGCCAUCUCGGAACGAUUUGUCCAUCCUCGUAGCUCACAAUGAUGAUCCAACGGAUCAGAUGUUCGUAUUCUUUCCGGAUGAGCCCAAAGUUGGCAUCAAGACAAUCAAAAUCUACUGCCAGCGUAUGCAGGAGGAGAGCAUUUCUAAAGCCAUUAUUGUCAUUCAGCAGGGCAUGACACCUUCGGCUAAGCAGGCUCUGACAGACAUGGCACCGCAGUACAUACUGGAGCAUUUCCUCGAGAGUGAGCUUCUCAUCAAUAUUACAGAACACGAGCUUGUACCAGAGCAUGUGAAGAUGACGACAGAGCAAAAGCAGGAACUGCUGACGAGAUACAAGUUGAAGGAGGCACAGCUACCAAGAAUACAAGCCAACGACGCCGUUGCACGAUACUAUGGCUUAAAACGAGGCGAUGUUGUAAAGAUUAACCGUCGCAGUGAAACCGCAGGUCGAUACAUCACGUAUCGCCUGGUUAUUUGAGUGUUUGUCCGCUACUACAUGUACCGCCGUUGGUGUGAACCGAGGAAGCUUACAUGGCAGUGCUCCCACUACUUGUAGUUUGCAUCUGAGUCGUGUUCGCCUAUAAAACACAGCUCAUGUGUUCUUCCUCCCAGGUAUGCCGUGUGCGGGUCCGUGCUAUGUUGAGUCUUCCGUCUCCCGAAUCCCUGUCUUUUUUUAGAAGCACAUGUCACUUGUGUCUUUUGGCACUCCAGCUGUACAUAGAUAGAAUCCCAUAUAAACAUGAAAGAAUCGAUCAAUCCCACAAAACACGCUGGGAACAUUUCUGAUCCACAGUGUAACUUAUCUCUCUUGAAUUUUCGUAAAACAUCCA
This is a messenger RNA of Sycon ciliatum, 1074 nucleotides long. RefSeq names its product DNA-directed RNA polymerases I, II, and III subunit RPABC1-like. The transcript is spliced from 8 exons. Gene Ontology annotation, cellular component: RNA polymerase II, core complex; RNA polymerase I complex; RNA polymerase III complex. Gene Ontology annotation, biological process: DNA-templated transcription. The coding region runs from base 90 to 722 and encodes 210 amino acids. Gene Ontology annotation, molecular function: DNA binding. The record is from RefSeq and is a predicted model, not a curated record. Lineage: Eukaryota; Metazoa; Porifera; Calcarea; Leucosolenida; Sycettidae.